AUGGAUCAGAUUGAGAGUCUCUGUAAGGAUUAUCUACGAAAUCUGUUUUAUGGGUUGAAGUUUUUAAGGGUAUUGCAGGUAGAGAAUGUCUAUGUUGAAACCUUACCUGAUGUAGUGGGAAAUUUGGUGCAUCUAAGGUAUCUAUGCUUGAAGAAUUCAUGUUUGAAUGAGCUUCCUGACAGUAUAAGCAAUCUUUCAAACCUGCAGACUCUGGAUAUUAGUGGGAAUGGAAUGCAAACACUACCAAAUGGAGUUUGCUUGACCCAACUGAGAGAACUUGCAGAAGUUGAUCUUACAGAAGCUGAAGAUGAAAGUGAGAUAGUUGCCUUAAUCAUGAAAAUGAAGGGCCUUUUAUCAUUGUCACUCAGAGUGGAGAUUAACUCAUUAGAACUAUUCUCACCUCCACCUCUUCUUCAAAAACUAAAACUUACUGGUUGCUUGGUAGAUUUACCAAAUUGGCUUGGUUCAAUGGAGAACCUUACCAAACUAAUCCUAUUUAACUCUCAACUAUCGGAGAACCCAACUACAGUUCUUCAGUAA
Messenger RNA from Telopea speciosissima, 540 nucleotides. RefSeq names its product putative disease resistance RPP13-like protein 2. The transcript is spliced from 2 exons. The coding region runs from base 1 to 540 and encodes 179 amino acids. Gene Ontology annotation, molecular function: protein binding. Lineage: Eukaryota; Viridiplantae; Streptophyta; Magnoliopsida; Proteales; Proteaceae. The record is from RefSeq and is a predicted model, not a curated record.